This is a messenger RNA of Misgurnus anguillicaudatus (oriental weatherfish), 3137 nucleotides long. It is a transcript of the gene aldh3a2b, whose product is annotated as aldehyde dehydrogenase 3 family, member A2b. The record is from RefSeq and is a predicted model, not a curated record. Gene Ontology annotation, cellular component: cytoplasm. Gene Ontology annotation, molecular function: aldehyde dehydrogenase (NAD+) activity; 3-chloroallyl aldehyde dehydrogenase activity. NCBI's taxonomy places the organism in Eukaryota, Metazoa, Chordata, Actinopteri, Cypriniformes, Cobitidae. Gene Ontology annotation, biological process: aldehyde metabolic process.
CCACUCCCACCAACAACACUCCGCCCAUAUGACUGCGUAGUCUACUGUUAACGGAACAAUAGUGUUUUAUGUUUCUUUCAUGUAUCUUUGAGCCUAUAUGAGCUGAACCUCCACAGAUAUAUUCACAUACGGUGACAGGCGCGGACGGAGUGUAAAAUAAGUAUGUCUCGAGAGCAGAAAGCAGUGGAGCGUGCCAGAAAGGCUUUCUUCACAGGCCGGACCAAAUCAUUGGACUACCGCAUUACCCAAUUAAAAAACCUGCUGCGCUUCGUUAAUGAAAGACAAAAGGAAAUCGCAGAGGGUCUCAAAAAGGAUCUUAGUAAGAGUGAGUUUGGAACGCCUUUAUAUGAGACCCUUGGUAUAGAGAGUGAGAUUAACCAGGCCGUCAGCAAGCUGAAAGAAUGGGCAGCUCCUCGACCCGUGACCAAAAACCUUCUGACCAUCACCGAUCAGGUCUACAUCCAGCCCGAACCUUUGGGGGUUGUGUUGGUCAUCGGAGCCUGGAAUUACCCUUGGGCUGUGACCAUUCAGCCCCUGAUAGGAGCUAUAGCAGCAGGUAAUGCAGCUGUGAUCAAGCCAUCUGAAGUCAGUGCACACACGGCCAAAGUAAUGGAGGAUCUCUUACCUCUCUACCUGGACAAAGAGCUGUACCCUGUUGUCACCGGUGGGGUGACGGAGACCCAGGAGUUGCUGAGACAGCGUUUUGAUCAUAUCUUCUACACUGGUAAUGGUACAGUGGCUAAAAUCAUCAUGGAGGCUGCAGCUAAACACUUAACCCCUGUCACGCUGGAGCUGGGUGGAAAGAGCCCGUGCUACAUUGACAAAAACUGUGACCUCGCUGUUGCCUGCCGACGUAUUACAUGGGGGAAGUAUACAAACUGUGGUCAGACCUGCAUUGCUCCAGAUUUCAUACUGUGUGAGCCCAGUAUCCAAGACAAAGUCAUUGAAGAGAUCAAGAAGAAUAUAAAGGACUUCUAUACUGAAAAUCCCAAAGCAUGCCAGGAUUAUGGACGCAUCAUCAAUCAGCGCCACUUCAAGAGAGUGAUGGCAAUGCUGGAGGGCAGCACUAUUGCUGUAGGGGGAGAAAAUGAUGAAUCAGACUGCUACAUUGCUCCGACUAUUUUAAGGGACGUGAAGCCGGAUGCAAAGGUGAUGCAGGAUGAGAUCUUUGGUCCUCUGUUGCCCAUCAUAACAGUGAGCGGUCCAGAUGAAGCCAUCAAAUUCAUGAACCAGAGAGAGAAGCCCCUCGUUAUGUACGUCUUCUCUCAAGACAAGAAGCUGAUUAAGCGCAUGAUUGCAGAGACAUCUAGUGGUGGAGUCUUGGCCAAUGACUGUUUGAUCCACUUCUCAGUCAGCACUUUGCCCUUCGGUGGAGUUGGUAACAGUGGGAUGGGCAGCUACCACGGCCAGUUUAGUUUUGACCGGUUGAGUCACCUGCGUGGCUGUCUUAUCAAACAGCUGAAGAUGGAGGGAGUGAAUAAGAUGCGUUACCCACCACAUACAGCGGAGAAGCUGGGCUGGGCACGCUUUUUAAUUCUCAAACAGGUCGACUUUGGCAGCCUGGGCCGCAUAGCACUGCUGGCUCUGCUGGUGGUGUUUGUUGCAGUGAUGUUACAGAGAUACACUGACUAAAAAUGUGCAAUAUUAUGAAGAAAGUUCAUCUUUACCCUGAAGACAGAUGUUGGGUGAAUGGGAAUGUACAAGUGCUGCUUCUCUCUUUUGCCUUAUAUUGUCAUGGGCCUCGAAACAGGCCACAAAUCAUUUCAACAGUUAAACAUGAUGUUAUUUUUAAAAGUAAUAUAACAUUUUAAUGAUGUUACGAGUAGUGAAUGGAACAUUUGCAAUAUCUAAAGCACUUUAAUCAGUGUUUAUUUUAAUUUACAGACCAUUGCUCUCCCAUCCAUCAUGUUUGGGUUGUUUUUAAAUGAAGGAAAUGAAACGCUAUCGGAAUACAGUCGAUUUUAUGAUGCUGUAUUCUUGAGUAAUAGAAACACUUUACUUAAACUAUGCUAUUUUAAAUAAGAUGUCCAGCAUUUUAAAGAAAUGCACAUUUCAAACAGAAUAAAUGUCAACAUUAUACAGCCAACGUUAGACAUUUCCUUGGCUGAUAUGUUAUACCUCUUAAUAUGAUGGUUAUAUGGUCCAGUCUGUUUCAUGAUUAGAAAGUUUUUUCUAAAAUAUAAAAUACUAAUUCAUGAAUGUUAAAUGUUUCAGGUAUAAGACAGUAGACCAAAGAUGUGUAUACAUACUAAACGUGACCCUGGACUACAAAACAUGAGGGUACAUUUUUUGAAAUUGAGAUCAUCUGAAAGCUUAAAGGUGCAGUGUGUAAUUUUUAGAAGGAUCUCUUGACAGAAAUGCAAAAUAAUAUACAAAACUAUAUUAUCAGGGAUGUAUAAAGACCUUUCCUAAUGAACCGUUAUGUGUUUAUUACCUUAGAAUGAGACGUUUUUAUCUACAUACACAGAGGGUCCCCUUAAAUGUACGUCGCCAUUUUGGGCCGCCAUGUUUCUACAGAAGCUCUUAACGGACACAUUCUUUUUUACUAAGUUGUCUCCGACAAUGACAUGUUUGUCCGGUGGUGGCUACAGUAGCUUCUCUAUGUGUUUCAAAAGCGAGGGGUGGCAGUGGACUGAGCCGUUGGUUGCAAUUCACAACCUCACCACUAGAUGCCGCUAAAAAUUACACACUGCACCUUUACAUAACAAGAUGUUUGGGUUGGUAAGAUUUGGUAAAAAAUAAAUAAAUAUUGGGAAAAUCACCUUUAAUGUUGUCCAAAUGAAAUCCUUAGCAACUUCACAAAAAGUUUUGUAUAUUUAUGGUAGGAAAUUUACAAAAUAUCUUCAUAUAACAUGAUCUUUACAUAUCCUAAUAAUUUUGGCAUAAAAGAAAAAUAUAUAAUUUUGACGCAUACAAUGUAUUGUUAGCAAUUGCUACAAAUAUACCCGUGUGACUUAAGACUGGUUUGUGGUCCAGGGUCACAUAUGUUAUAUGGAUAGCUUAUAGAUAAACUAUAUCUGAAGGAUUUCCAUUAAACUUAUCAUAUGUGUAUUAUACUGUAGUAAUAUUACUGAUUCAAAGAGUUGUAUCACAUAGCUACAGUGAUUUUUAAUAGCACAAUAAACAUUUUACACAGC